Messenger RNA from Falco peregrinus (peregrine falcon), 1452 nucleotides. RefSeq names its product INO80 complex subunit B (gene INO80B). Gene Ontology annotation, cellular component: Ino80 complex. The transcript is spliced from 5 exons. Bases 260 to 1258 code for a protein of 332 amino acids. The record is from RefSeq and is a predicted model, not a curated record. Gene Ontology annotation, biological process: chromatin remodeling. Lineage: Eukaryota; Metazoa; Chordata; Aves; Falconiformes; Falconidae.
GCGCCAAGUGCCGCAGCUCCAGGGCACGCGGCCCGCACGAGCAGCCCCCGUACGCCGGACCGCGGCGCGCGCCCACGCGUGUCCGUGCACCGUCCCGCACGCGCCGGCCGGCCAGCACCCGUCCCCUCCGGCCUCUCCUUGCCCGCUUCAAAGAUGGCGGCGACGGCGCCCCGCCCCCGCCAGGGAGCCCGGAAGCGGACGCGGGUCCGCGCCGAAUCGCUUCCCCCGGGCGGCGGGACACCGGCACCGGCAGCGCCGCAUGAGCAAGGCCUGGCGGCGCGGCAGGAUGGAGGGCGGCGAGCACGGGGAAGAGGCCGAAGCGGGCGGCGGGCACGGCUCCCACAAGAAGAAGCACAAGAAGCACAAGAAGAAGCACAAGAAGAAGCACCACCACGAGGUGGCGGGGCCGCCCCCCGAGCCCACCGCCGGGCUGCGCAAGCCCCAGCUCAAGCUCAAGAUCAAGCUCGGGGGGCAGAUCCUGGGCACCAAGAGCGUGCCGACCUUCACGGUGGUCCCCGAGGCACCGCGCUCGCCCUCCCCGCUGAUGGUGGCGGAUGAGGAAGAGGAGCCCACGGAGGGGGUGCCCAUCGAGCAGUACCGGGCCUGGCUGGAUGAGGACAGCAAUCUGGACCCGUCGCCCCUGCCAGACCUGGACUCAGAGAAUUGCUUUCCCAGCCGUGAGGAUGAUGAUGAAGAAGAGGAGCGCUGGCUUGAUGCCCUUGAAAAGGGCGAGCUGGACGAUAAUGGGGAGCUCAAGAAGGAGGUGGACGAGUCACUACUGACAGCGCGACAGAAAGCCCUCCUGCACAAGCAGCAGAGCCAGCCACUGCUGGAGCUGCCCAUGGGCUACAAGGCAAAGGAGCUGACAGAGGAGAUGCUGGUGAAGCGAGAGGAGAGGGCCCGCAAGCGGCGCCUGCAGGCGGCCAAGAAGGCAGAGGAGAACAAGAACCAGACCAUCGAGCGCCUGACUAAGACCAACAAGGCCAAGGUGAAGACGCUGCGGGAGCGCAGAGCCAAGCAGGCCUCCUGCCCCGUCGUUCACUACUGCAAUGCCACCGACCGCAUCACCGUCUCCUUCCCGGCAGGCAUGGCCCUGCCGCUGCUGCCCACCCCGGCCCCCACUGUGCCCACACCUGUCCUCUGCGGCGUUGCUGGCUGCUCCAACCACAAGCGCUAUGCCUGCUCCCGCACUGGCCUGCCGCUCUGCAGCCUGGCCUGCUACAGGAGGAAUCUUCAGCUGCAGGAGGCAGUGGCCUAGGGGCCGGGGGCAAGCGGGGGGCAGCAGCCCCCCCGCCAUGGACAGAGGGGGCCGGGGCUGUGAGGUGGCCCCAGAGGUGACUGUGGGGGUCCUGGGAGGCAGGGGUAUCCCAGGUGGGGCUGGUCCCGGGGCGGGUCCCUUGGUGGCACCGCCACCCGGUGCUGCAGGGUUUAUUAAAGGUGGUUGGUGUCGGA